AUGCCUUACAAGUCAAAAUGGGAAUUGUCACCACCACAUAUGGCCAUUCCAUGCUUCAUGUUUGGAUGCUCGACAGCGGAAAUCGAUUCUUUCAAGCGAAUCCUCAUCAAUGCAAAGCACCCAGACCAGCAGUAUCUCACUCUCCACGCCUACCGGGAGUGGGCCAAGAGAUUCGCGGCUGGUCUGAGGCUCGCGGGUCUCAAAGAAGGAGAUAGGGUCAUGCUGUUCUCUGGGAACGGCAUCUUCAAUCCGAUUGUUGUUAUGGGUGCAAUCAUGGCUGGAGCAAUCUACAACAGUGCCAAUCCUGCAUAUACACCACGAGAACUUGCCCAUCAAUUGAAGGAUGCAGACCCUCGUUUCGUUCUCGCUGCAGAGAACUGUCUUGAUCGUGCCUUCGAGGCUAGUGAUGUGGUGGGGAUCGAUAGAAGUCGCAUCUUCCUCUUCAGUGAUCUCCCGAUCGACUGCACAGGGCGCAUCCAGGUGCCUGUAGCCCGCCAGCAGCACUGGAGCACUCUACUUGCAGAUCCCAAGGUCGGUAGGAAUUUUGCCUGGAAGGAAUUGGAAUCGCCAGACCUAUCGUCACGCACUGCGGUUUUAAUUUAUUCGUCUGGGACGACAGGCCUUCCGAAAGGUGUCGAAUUGUCCCACAGGAGCAUCAUUGCGAACAUGCUCCAGCUCAAAAAAUGCCAAUUAUCUGACACAAAUGUGACGGCGAGACGAAGCCUUUGUGUCGUCCCGUUGUACCAUGCGCUGGGCUUGCUCUACUACUGCUUCACAGCACCGAAAUGGGGCAUGGAGACUUUUUUGAUGGAGAGAUACGAUUUGUCCGAUAUGCUCGACCACAUCCAAAGUUUCAAGGUCACGGAGCUGCUGCUCGUUCCGCCGAUCUUGGUUGCCAUGGCUAAGCAUCCCUCCGUGCGUGAUGGGACUUGUGAUAUCAGCAGCGUGCGAAAGGUCGUGGCCGGUGCUGCUCCAAUCGGUAUGGAGGUGACACAGCAAUUUGAGGAGCUUUUCAAGAGGAAGGUGAAAGUGCGGCAGGCGUGGGGCAUGUCAGAGACUCCUGCAAUCACGUUGUGCUGGGAUGAACGAGAAGGCCUGGGUCCAUCCUCCAUCUCAAUAGGCGAACUCGUCCCUGGGGCUGAAGCGAAACUGGUCAAGGAGGAUGGCGAAGAAGAGACUCGGCCUGGCGAGCGCGGAGAGUUCUGGAUCCGGUCUCCCAAUAUGAUGACGGGAUAUUGGCGCAACAGCAAGGCCACGGUGGAGACGAUCACUGGUGACGGAUGGCUGAAGACAGGCGACAUCGCAUAUAGGGACGAAGCUGGGAAGUGGUAUAUGGUUGAUAGGAAGAAGGAAUUGAUCAAAGUGCGGGGCGCACAGGUUGCUCCAGCAGAGUUGGAAGCUUUGUUGCUCGAACAUCCUCAAAUCAUGGAUGCAGCUGUGGUUGGGAUCAAGACGCCCACCGACGACGAAGACCCUCGUGCUUAUGUGGUACUCGCGCCGAAAUCGUCAACCACAGCGGAAGACGUCGUCGAGUACGUAUCUACCCGCGUCUCGAAAAUCAAGCGUCUCACGGGCGGCGUUGUCUUCGUUGAUGCCAUCCCAAAGAACCCGUCUGGCAAGAUUCUCAGACGGCAAUUGAGGGAUCGUGCUGCAAAAGAUACAGCAUCAAAGCUGUGAGCAGUGCACUCACGAGAAGGUUUCGCUGAUAUGGUGCUCGUGAACCAGGCUAGGUUAUGGCAGUCGACAUGGCCUGGCUUUGACUGGGGUGACUGGAGUACGAUCCAUGCCUUGCAAAAUUUAUUCUCUUCUGCAGCUGGGCCAUCAUAGUAACCACGCGUCAAUCACCAAUUGGGUCAAGCUACAAAUGGGGUCCGCU
This is a messenger RNA of Exophiala xenobiotica, 1876 nucleotides long. RefSeq lists its product as uncharacterized. Lineage: Eukaryota; Fungi; Ascomycota; Eurotiomycetes; Chaetothyriales; Herpotrichiellaceae. The coding region runs from base 1 to 1677 and encodes 558 amino acids. Gene Ontology annotation, biological process: secondary metabolic process. The transcript is spliced from 6 exons. Gene Ontology annotation, molecular function: CoA-ligase activity. The record is from RefSeq and is a predicted model, not a curated record.